CGGGCGGCGCGGCCGCUGCGCUGCGGGAGCUGCCCCGGAGCGGCGCGGGGCUCGUCGGCCGAAAGGAUCAGGACCAGUUGAUUGGCAGUGCUGCACCCUUUUCUUCAUCCUAAAGUGCUCCUUGGAUGCUAACUGGUAGUUUUGGCUUCAGAAGGAUUACAAGACUAGGGGGAAUGCAUGAGGAACACUGAUAUGAAGAGAACUUCUGAAGGUCAUGCCAAUGAAAUUUGGCUAGUGGGGAAUCGCCUUCCAGAAUAGACUGCGGCCUCAGCCUUCCACUGAAACAGUUGCACAAGGUGAUGGCCGCGCUCCGCACGGACCAGGCGCGGCGCCGGCGCAGGUAGCGCGGCUCCAUGGAGGGCAGCGGCGCGGCCCCGGAGGAGGAGGAGAGCGGGGCUGCCAACGGCGCUCCCCCCCCGCCGCCGCCGCCCACGCCGGCCGCCCCCUGCGGCUUCAGCUCCUCCCUCUGCUUCAGCGCCGCCGCCGCCGAGCCGCAGCCGCCCGCGGCCGGCGGCCGAGUGGUGCAGAACCAGUGGGAGAUCAACAACGCCGCCUGCCAGCCGGAGGAGGAGGAUGAGGAGGUGGUGGGGCCGCGGGACCGGCCGCCGGAGGAGCCCGACCUGGUGAUCGAGGUGUCGGGCCGCCGUAUUCGGGCGCACAAGUCGGUGCUGGCGGCCAAGAGUGACUAUUUUCGUGCCCGCGCCUCACGGGACGUCCUGCGGGUGAAGGGCGUGAGCUACGGGGCGCUGCGGCUGCUCAUCGACUACGUGUACACGGCCCGCAUGGGCGAGGUGCGGCACGACAACUUGGCCGAGGUGGUGAGCGGCGCCCGCGUCCUGCAGAUGCCCUGUGCCCUGCACUGUGCCGCCGAGGCCAUGCGCGCCCAGCUCUGCCUCGGCAACUGCUACCAGCUCCUCUGCCUGGCCAAAAAGCAGCGGCUGGCCGAGCUGCGGGAGGCUGCCUAUCGCUUCAUGAGCGACCAUUACCUGGAGGUGCUGCGGGAGCCCAGCGUUUACGGGCGCCUCAGCGGCGCUGAGCGGGACCUCAUCCUGCAGCAGCGCAUGGAUGCCGGCCGGCCCUGCUUGCUGGUGGCCGAGGUCAGCGACGCCUUCGAGCGGCCGGGUGGUGGCAGCCGGCCACAGAGCCGCGAGAGCAGUCGGCCACAGAGUCCCUCCUCCGUGGUGUCGCUGGAGGAGAGCGGCUCCCUCAUUCACUACUACCAGGAGGGCAGCGGUGAGUGGAGGGUGCUGACCCGCCUGCCCGAGGAGGCCAACGCCAAGGGCUGUGCCAUGUGUGUCCUCCACAACUACCUCUUCCUUGCAGGGGGCAUCGUGACGGGGCCGGUGGGCACUGAGCCCAGGGCCCGCCUAUCCGACAAGGUCUUCUGCUACAACCCCCUGACUGACACCUGGAGCCAGGUGCGGCCGCUGGCUCAGCCCCGCUCGCAGCUCAAGCUGCUGGCCCUGGAUGGUUACCUCUAUGCCGUGGGGGGCGAGUGCCUCUUCACUGUGGAAAGGUAUGACCCGCGGGCCGACCGCUGGAGCCCUGUGGCACCUCUGCCCAAGGGUGCCUUUGCUGUGGCCCACGAGGCCACCACUUGCAACGGGGAGAUCUACGUGUCAGGAGGCUCCCUCUUCUACCGCCUGCUCAAAUACGACCCCAAGCGCGACGAGUGGCAGGAGUGCCCUUACAACAGCAGCCGGCGGCGCUCUGCUGACAUGGUGGCCUUCAAGAGCUUCAUCUACCGCUUCGAUGUGAGCAGCGGCCGCGGCGGGGAGCAGGGCCCGGGCACGGGCGGCGGCGUUGAGGUGUUCCGGUACAACACGGUGGCCAAGUGCUGGAGCCAGUGCGCCAGCCUGCGGCCCAGCGGCGGCCCCGUGCAGCCCUUCCGCUGCGCCCCCUUGGGCAACACCAUCUACUGCGUCAACCGGACCGGCACCCUCCGCUUCAGCCUCGCCCAGGACGGCGAGGUGGAAGCAGAUGGUGGGCUCAAGGGCACCUUUGAUGGGGAGCUUCUUAAAGCUCCCUUGGAUGCUAAGGGUGUCCUCCUGCCCUUCGUGCUUACCCUGCCUGAGAGGCUGGACAAAACAGGGGACCAGGAGGGCUCCCUCCCACUGUAAGGUGGCCAGCCUGGCUCUGGCCUCCUGAGAGGGGAGCUGGGUUGCAGAUACACAAACUCCCGUCUUCUCUGUUGUGUCUGCAGAGAAAAGGGACUUCCCCUUUCCUCCUCUGUGCUCUCAAGAUGUUGAGCUGGUUUUAACUCAGCUGUAACUGUUCUCAUGUUUGCUGGGCUUUGUGUGAAAAGCCAAGCACACAAAAGUAAAAGCUGCUAUAAAGGAUAAUCUCUGGAUUAUGUUUGUGCCAAUCCCCAAUCUGAGAAAAACGUUUUUAAACCUGGAUUUCUAAAAUAUUCUUGACAACAGUGUCAUAAUGGGACGUUAGUGUUGGUUGUGUGUUUACACAUAGUUGCAAUCUGGGCUGGAGCCUUUUCUGUCAUUUUUGGUUUUUUUCCCCUCUGGGAUGAUACUGAGGGAUAAACAUUGCUCCCAGCAUAGUUUAGCUGCAUUAAACCAACUAUUUCCUGUGUUUAAAAAGUAUAGGAAGAACAUCUCCAUCACAGCCUUUCAUUUCUGGUGCAAUAGAUGGUUUAAGGAAGUUGUGGCACUGUAUUAGUCCCAGGAAUUUCAACCACAGAUGAGGUUGAUGAGAUACCAAACUUAAUGUUUUAAGUAACACAAAUGUGAGCCACAUGUUUUACUUGGAAUGCAAAGAAAAAAGAAAAAAAAGUCAAGUUACCUUUCUACAAUGUGGCAUUUUAUGGUAGAUAUGAAAUGUUGAUAUGUUCUUUAAUUGAAAAGGCAAUGUUUUCUGUAUGAAAAGAUACUGUUUUAUUACUUUUCUUGAUCAGAGAUUUUGAAUUCAAAAUGAACUGAAGCUGUUCAAAUUGCAACCAAUUGACAUGACCAUGUAUGCCACUAGAGCUGGGGAAAAUCUUUCUACUUCAUAUGCUCUUUAAUUAACUGCAGGUUAAGGAAGGUUAACCUAAACCAACCUGUGGCAAAAGGCCUUUCCCACUUAUUUUCAAGACCAUCAAAAGGGGACAUGGAAAAUAGGAAUGUGCUACACAUACUAUAUUGUGCACUAGCAUGAUGUUACUUCCCUGUCUUUUGAGAGACUGCUUUAUUUAUUUUGAACUAAUGAUUGCUGUAAUCAAUAAGUCCUUGUUAAUUGCAGUACGUGCUGAUGGCAUAUGCUGUCAUUGUGAUUCUAAACUGCCCGAGAGUGCUGUUUGUGGGGCAGCAUCCAAAUGAGGCAAAACCAUACAAAACUUCUUCCUGCCUGUGGAAAGUUGGAGCACACUUUUUGUCAUGUUACUCAGAACUGGAAAACAUGAAAUGUCUACACAGACAGACUAUAUUGAAAAAGGCACAUGCAUUUAUUUUAUACAUUUUAUAUUUUAAAAAAAUCAGUAGGCAAGGCAAAUGUUUUAGCUUUAUGGUAAAUCACUGAGAAACCUUUUCUGAAAAAGGAACCUGUGUUUUUGCUGGUACAAUGCUGAACAUUCAGCAUGGAACUCGCAUGGACUGUGGAAGAGAAUUGUUUAUACUCGAAGCUCUAGUAUAGAUUCAUAUUUUAGAAAGACAUAGGGACCUUGCAUCAAAAAAGCAGAUAUUUUUAUGUUUUAUUAAGAUGUUUUUGUUAAACAGGACUUUAGCAUUCUUAUACAUAAUUGCUAGUUCCAAAGGAAGGCAGCAGGCUCUGUCCUAUGAAACACCAUCUUACAAAAGAGAAUAGUGAACUUCAUAGAUACUUCUUUCUUUCUCUUUAUUGUUUGUCUGUUUUGGUUUGGUUUGGGUUUUGUUUUUUUUUUGUUUUUUUUUUCUCUUCUCAUUGCUGUUGUACAGGGUUUUAGUGCAGCUGAUCUGGUUAGUCAUUCUAUAGAAAACAGUGGUCCAGUCCUAAAGGUUCUUAGCCAAGUGAGCCUGUUCCCUAGUGAGCUAAUUAAAGCAUCAGCCAGGCAGGAGCUGUAGGCCUGCAGAGUGUGACAUUUAUCUUAGCCUCAGUACAGGUUGGUGCAGUGGAAUUUAACAUCCUUCACAGAAUAUUUGAUUUAAUUCUCAGAUGAGCAUCCUUGGAAAUAUUGCCUCUAGAUUAAAUUACAGCGUUGUAGUUUGAGCAGGAAAGAAAAAUUACAUGUUUGCUUUCAACAUAAUUUUUAUGUUAACUGUAGAAAGUAUUUCAAGCUGUGUAAUGCAAGGCUUAGAUGCAUACUUAAACUAGAGAUGUUAGUGCUAGGUCAGAUUUUGAAAUAGUAGCGUCACCAGGAACACAAGGAAACGUCUGUUUUAUCUUGCACUACAAGGCAAUUUCAUAGUUCAAAGACUUAUGUAGUAUAGUUCUUAUACUACAGUGUAGUGAGGUAUCAAGCCAGGUUUUGCAUUCCUGUUAAUUAAGCAUUUUCAUUCUGCUAAUCCAUGAAAAUGCUUCUAAAUGAGUUUUGGGAAGUUUCCAUGGUUUAAGAUGUGACAGUAAUCCACAAACUUUUGGGAUAGAAUGAACCAUAUCCUUUCUUCCAAUAUUAUUUGCUGUACACUAUGAAGAAAUACAUUUCUACAGUAAUAAGUGUUCAAGAAACCUGAAGUGGUUUGUGUUUUUGUUAGCUCCUAUUUUUUAAAAAAGUUGAAUCAAGUUCUUACCUGCUUUCACUGUGUGCACAGUGUCAGUGGGGAGAGUCUGGGCUUCAUUAGUAGCUGUCUAUCAAUUCUGUUUCCUUUGUACACUGCGUAGUCACAGCCUGAUGAUUAACAACAGAGUCAUGUUUCUAGCCAGAUUUCCUUCCCUGUGGCCUCUGUUUCCUCCCUGGUAGGCCUGAGGCAGGUUUGCUGGGAAUUGCUUUUUUUCUCCCCCAGGUUUGCUGAGAAUUGUUUUCUCCCCCAAUUCCAUCUUCACAAAGAAACCUCCUCCCGCCUGCCCCCAAACUUGGGUACUAAAACCAUAACUUAGAUAGUCUUCAGGCAUUAAAAGACUGAAAUUGUCAUUCCAGAACCCUCUAGUUUUACUUAAACCUGGCACAACUGUCUGUUUGACAUGUGGAGCUGCUGAGCAGUUCCCCUCCACCCAUUUGGAGCUGCUCAGAGCAGUUCCACACCUGCCUACCAAGUGGGAUACCCAGAAACCACUGAUGUAAUAGGGUUUAAUUUAGGUACAAACCAAAAGGCCAGGCCACCCGCAAGUUGUGUUUGCAUGUGUGUUUUGCUUUUAAAUCAGCCAUUUUCUCUAGAGAAGCCUGAACUGUACUGUAUUUGCAUAGGAACACGGAGACCUGUGUGUGCUUUCUUAGCCUCCAAGCAUUCAGUCCACAUCUCCCACCCUCUGCUUGGUUGUCAAUGGAUUAAAGGAACUCUUGGAGUUAGACAAGGUAGUCAUCCUCACAGAGUGAUCUGAGACCAGCUAGACAGACAUAGUCUGCCCUGCUGUCUUUCUUCCCCCUGAAUCUUACAGUCCUCCCAUUUUAAUGGGACAUGCAGGAGAUGGUUGCCCUAAUUUUUCAGGGAGUAAUUUUUCCUCCCUAGACUACUCCUGUUUUCAAGGUUGUCUGCUAGGGAAUUUAGGCUUGAAUUCCCAUAAGCUUAGUGAGGACUGAACUGGGGCCUUGCAGUUCAUGUGUGUGUGUUCUCAAACCUCGAUGGCUGCUCAGGAGGUACAUGGGGACCACAUCCUGUGGCUCUUCCUCAGGGGUGAGCUUGAGCUUCAUGCAGCCCUCCAAAAGCUCACACACAGGCUCCUGUACAUUGAGUUCUGAGUAGAUUCCAGGCUCCACCUCCUCGAUGGGUAAUUCAGCAUGGAUCUUGUAUGAGUUGAUGCAAUCAGAUGUGUUUUCUUUGGAAAGCUUUUGCAGACAGGCUCACCAGUUUGAGGUGAGCUCCUCUCUAUGCUGUACUGGGCAGCCAGACAGGUAAUUUGGAUUCUUCUCAGGGGUACCAUGUUAGUAAAGAGGCAUUGCAGUCCCUAACAAUGAUAUGCCUAAAGCCUUCAUUGAACCUAAAACUAAAUCCCGAUUUCAAUAAAGAAAUGUGAUUAACAGAUGAAACUUUACUGUUUCUAUCUACUAACUGGUUCUGUAAAAUAGAGAUCUUAAUUGCAGCAAAAGCAUGUGUACAGAUUCUGUUUACACUUGAAACUAAGUCAGAAAAGUAAUUGGCAAAAGAAUAAUCCUGUUUGAUCAAAACUGGCACUGUUAAGCAACGUGGGGAGGAUGUUAGUCUUACCCUAGUAAUGGCUAAAAAUGUGCAGUUGCUGAUGUAAAUUCUAUCCACAGAAAGUUUCUUUGUAAAUCAAUACCUGGUAAAAUUUAAAGUGAUGAAAGAAUAAAUUACUCACAUGAAAGCCA
Molecule: messenger RNA, 6391 nt
Organism: Melospiza georgiana
Lineage: Eukaryota; Metazoa; Chordata; Aves; Passeriformes; Passerellidae
Gene: KBTBD11
Product: kelch repeat and BTB domain containing 11
Exons: 4
Coding region: 354-2120 (588 amino acids)
Molecular function (GO): protein binding
Source: RefSeq, a predicted model, not a curated record